GGGGAGGUAACCACGAAAAAUGUUCUUCCAAAUGGUCUCCCUGGAAAUGUGCAGACGUGAAGGACUUUAAACGUCGACCACAAAAUUCAUAGAAGUAUUCGUCAGGAGCUGUGACUUGUACAACGGCAGCCAAGAGCAGGAUACGGGUAGCCACGAGAGCUUGUGAGGAUGAAGAAAUGAGAAGAUUGUCCUCAAGGAAUCACAAGAGCACCAGCAACUACACGCCUGACCACGCGUGUGAUGACCUGGCAGAUGAAGAGCAGCCGUCGAUAGUUGGCAAGCUGACUGGCACAACUGUCUCCACACAAAUGAAAACGUUACGAUCCAAGCGUCCAGCGGUGCAGCAGAAAAGAAAGAAACGAAAAUGUCAAGAGAGGCCAGAGCUUUGUUUCUCUGGAGGUCGUCUCAAAACGUCAAAUGACCAAGGCACACCCUCAAAUCUUCAGGAUGUGUGCACUUCUACAAAUGUUAUGUCUUUGAAGACCUUACUUCUGUCUGGAUUACAACGAACCACAACCCAUGCUUCUUUACAUCAUACAUCGACAAGUAGUGACAUUUCGGCAUGUUCUGAAAACCCAGCAACUGUGCUAUGGCCAGGGAAAUCUUGCAGACCGACGGGAACCACAGACGGAAACGGAACAGCUCUUGACGAUGAUCUCACAAAAGGAAAGUCCUAUGCAAAAAGUGAGGAAAUCCCAAAGCUGUCAGUUUUCACUCAGUGUAACGAAAACGUGGUACCUUGUGAUGAGAACCUUGCGUACAGAAGACAUGAAGCCCUUUCCUCUGUCCAGACAUCAACAUCAGACGUGUUUAGAAAUCAGACACUGUUUGCUCCAGGUCUGUUCAGUACGACGGUUGUUCAAGUUAAAAGCCUUGGUACUAAUACUAUGUCUAGCAUACCAGCACAAGCCAUGUUUAGCAAAACCAUAAAAGAUGGAGUGAGCCACCCUCAAACAGCCUCCAUCACGAAGAGAGUGAGAAGGCGGAAGACUGGCCGCAAGGGCCACUCGAACAAGUCACGUGCACCACAGCUGCAGGCUAACUCCAGGACUCGCACAAAAACUCAGAGUGUGAAUGUUCACGUACAGGAGUCGAUUGGCUGGACAACUUCACAGACGUUCUCAGCAUCGCCGGUAUCUGCGAUAACAACAACAGAGAAACAGCCGUUAUCAGAGACCGAGACAACAGCGCAGCAGACAGGAGCACGCGCACUGCCAAAGGGCUUCCUGUUGCCUGAAUCAGCAGCCUCUUCAAAGCAAGUCAGACCAGCCAUAAAUGAUAGAGGUGUCACUUUGCGUUCUGGGGUCAGUCUCGGUCUCACGCAAGCGUACGUUGACGUCAUCUCGUCUGUCCGGAGCGUGCUGUUGGUGGCUGACGAGGAGUUGACUAGGCACAGCGAUUGCAGCGACUUGCAGCGUUUCUGGGAGGCCGAUUUCACCAACAUCACCAUGUCCCCCGCUACCUGGGCCUCUGUCGAUAUUUGGGAGUGACCGCCUACAGCCACCUCCUUGCUUCAAUCUCCUGUUUUUAUACCUCUAGUCUUGCCAGCAGCAGUUUGAAGAGUUUGGUGUUGGUUAGUUGAAGGAGUAAGGGACAUACAAACGGCUUGAGAGGAUAUCAAUGUUGUGUACUUCACAUUACUCUGUUAACGAGUUUUCAUUUUUGCUUUUUGUGACUUUUUUUUUCAAACGAAACAGUUAAUAACUUACACUUCUUUUAUUGCCGUUUUAUGAUGUCACUUGUGUGAUGCAGUUUAAAUGUGGUGCAGAUGGAUAUUUUCUUUGCUGGCGGUCUUCGCGCGUCAGACAUCUCCUGUAUCUGUGCGGAUCAUAGUCACCUCUCUAAUAAAUACCCCAAGAAGUGGCAAAGGUAAAA
Pomacea canaliculata is the source of this 1875-nucleotide messenger RNA. RefSeq lists its product as uncharacterized. The transcript has 6 exons. The record is from RefSeq and is a predicted model, not a curated record. NCBI's taxonomy places the organism in Eukaryota, Metazoa, Mollusca, Gastropoda, Architaenioglossa, Ampullariidae. Bases 177 to 1490 code for a protein of 437 amino acids.